Fonticula alba is the source of this 855-nucleotide messenger RNA. RefSeq lists its product as hypothetical. The transcript has a single exon. The record is from RefSeq and is a predicted model, not a curated record. Lineage: Eukaryota; Rotosphaerida; Fonticulaceae. Bases 1 to 855 code for a protein of 284 amino acids.
AUGAAGUCCCAGCAGCUCCUUUACCGCUUGAACCAGCGCCUGCAAGCCGGCCUGAUCAAUCGGCCGACCAUCGCCCAGUUGGCCAUGACCCAGCACCCGCCGGUGAUGGUGCCGAUCCCGGAGCCGCCCCGCAAGCGGACCUUCUCCAAGCAGAUGAUUCGCGACAUGCCGUACUGGUACACCAACCGUGCGGCCGUGACUUCCGGUAUGAACAGCGCGCGCGGGGCUUACGUGCAUCCGGAGCUGCAGGACUUCUUCCGUCGCUUUGCCGAGGACUACGAGUUGGAGAAGCGCCGGAAGCCCACCAAGGACAAGGUCGGGUCGCGUCCCCCCUCGCUCGACCGCCAUGGUGAUGCCCUCUUCACGCGGUACUUCCCGCGCGACCCCAACACCCAGAAGACCCAGCGCUCGCGCUUCCCGGAGCUGGUGCUGCACUCGCUCCCCCGGAGCACCGGCAACAUCUCCAUCACCAACAGCCGGUCGGUUGAUGACUGCCUGGAGAAGGUGAAUGAGAUCCGCCGCGUGGCCCCGCUUGACCUCUACGAGACCCUGGCUCACAAUGCCCUGGAGACCUUCCACCUGCAGGAGCGCCGUCGUGCUGCCAGCCGGCGCAUGUAUGCCGAUGUGUCCCUCAGUGACAUUGUCAUCCACCCGGGGCUGAUGGGCCUCCUCCCGCGGGGCAUCUCCUCCGAGUACUCGAAGCUCAUUAACCAGGGCUUCGAUGCCCAUGCCGCCUUCCGCCAUAGCUACCACAAGACCUUCCACGCCUCCGAGACCGAGGCCGAGGCCGCCUCCAAGGCCAAGGCCAAGGCCAAGGCGAAGGCCAAGGCCGCCCAGGCUUCCAACUCCACCUGA